CGCUCCGCCCUCCGCUCAGCCCCGCGGCGUGUGGUGGGGUCGUUUAUUUAUAUUAUUUAUUUGUGAAUACAUUUUAUUAAGUUAUAUAGUAAUUUAUCUCUCACGCGAUGGUCGCGAGCAGCUCGAAGACCAAAAGCUCUGAGUGCGGCUCACAGCUGCGGGGCCGAGAACAGCAGCGGCGCCGAGCGGGAGCCGCCGGGAGGGCCGACAGGGAGUCUGCAGAUCUUGAUUAUUGGGAUUGCAAUCUGACUGAAUGCAGCAUAAAUGAGGAAGUCUUUCAGGAGCAAACAUGUCAGCACCUAACAAAACUCUUUGAGAACUGUCUGUCCAGAGCCAAAAAGACUAAGCUACACUGCUCUGAAGUUCUGGUCCCUGAAAGACUGAUUAGAAGGGUUGCCAGAGACGUGCUUUGCCUUUCUUCCAGUGAACCUUGUGGUUUGCGAGGGUCCAUUAUCUAUGUCAAUCUGGAAAUUGAGAAUAUGUGUAAAAAAUUGGACAGAAUUGUAUAUGAUUCCAGUGUAAUUCCAACUUUUGAAUUGACCUUAAUCUUCAAGCAGGAUGAUAAUACCUGGCCAAGCCUCCGGGAUUUUUUCUUCAUUGGCACCUGUUUUGCACCUGGGUUCAGGCAAGCUCUGAAACUUAGUCCUGGCUUUCGCCUAAUCAAAAAUAAAUUGUAUUCUUCUUCGGCUGGAACGGUCAUAGAGUGCUAAAAAUCGAAACAUUUAGUAUUCUACUUGGUAGCUUUACUUCAUUCUUCCAUGUCAGCAAUUCACAAUUGCAUUAGCAACUCAUUAUUGCUCCAUAUUCUACCCAUAUUCAGUAAUGCCUACAAAACCAUGUUCUGUUCAAUGGUGUGACAGGGUCACUUCAGUGUGAUUUUUAAGCUUCCCUUCCAAUGCAUUAUAGAAUGCACAUGUCUUUGAUUUGUGUAGUUCCUACCAUCUGUAUUUUACAUCUAACAUGACUAGGAUUAUCAGUCAGAUGGAAAUUAUCCUGGGCAUAUGGCUUCAUUUAAAACAGCUUGUCGAAUUAUCUGAUUAAUAUGACCUUCAUAUCUGUAGGCAAAGCAUGUUCCUGUAAUGCAUUAUAACUGGAAUAGUAACACCAAGUUUCAUAAACGAUGCAGAUUUAGUUGUUUUCCCCUUUUCAGUCUUCAACCCCUGAAUGUUUAGUCUAUUUUAAAAAUUUGGAUUAUUAAAUUGGUUGAUACAACUUGAAGUAUGCAAAUGUGGGAUAGCGAUUAAAGUAAAAUGAAAAGUCCUCUAGUUUAGGAUGGGCAAACUCCAAUGUGACGCUUAUGAGACUGGUACGUUAAAUCUUAACUGGUUAAUGUCAUUAAACAAAUGACUCUUGUGCACUAAAGUUUUAGGUAAUACACAUGGGGCAGGGGAAUAAGUUGCAUGUUUGACACUUGCAGUAACUCCAUGAUAGAGCAAUUUGCACUUUUUUUUAUGGUAGGACUUGUGUUGCACUAUUUGGGAUGUUUUUUUCCCACAUUGUUUUUUUUGUAACAAGCAUUCAGUGCCAUCAAACCUGCUCCUUUCGUCAUUGUAUUAGGACAGAUGGAUUAGCAAGCAUUGAUUGCUUAUGAGUUUGUCUAAUGGUAUAUUUUUUUAAUCACUGCAUAUUGUUAACCAGUUACUGCAGUGAGCAAUGAAAUUGAAAUGUUCCUUUAAGGAAACUUGAAUUGUAACUUGUCUAUUUUUUGACAGUAAAAUAAUUUUAUAACCUAA
Callorhinchus milii (elephant shark) is the source of this 1733-nucleotide messenger RNA. Its product is annotated as DNA damage-inducible transcript 4-like protein. The transcript is spliced from 2 exons. Gene Ontology annotation, cellular component: cytoplasm. The record is from RefSeq and is a predicted model, not a curated record. NCBI's taxonomy places the organism in Eukaryota, Metazoa, Chordata, Chondrichthyes, Chimaeriformes, Callorhinchidae. Gene Ontology annotation, biological process: negative regulation of signal transduction. The coding region runs from base 108 to 710 and encodes 200 amino acids.